CCGCCCCCAGUUCGCACUUAGCGGACUGCGAGCCGGGGAGGCCUGAGCGAGGGCGCGGCCUGCACUUCCUGGAUCGUCUGCAAACCCAGGCUCCACUCAGCCUGCGCCGCGCCACGAUGUCCGCCGGGUCAGCCAAGAGCCUGGACAAGGGGAGCGCGCCCCCGGGGCCGGUCCCCCAGGGCCUGAUCCGCGUCUACAGCAUGAGGUUCUGCCCGUUCGCCCAGAGGACGCUCCUCGUCCUGAAGGCAAAGGGGAUCAGGCACGAAGUCAUCAACAUCAACCUGAAAAAUAAGCCCGAGUGGUUCUUCAAGAAGAACCCUGCUGGUCUGGUGCCAGUUCUGGAAAACACCCAGGGCCAACUGAUCUGCGAAUCUGCCAUCACUUGUGAGUACCUGGAUGAAGCAUAUCCAGAGAAGAGGCUGCUGCCAGCUGACCCCUAUGAGAAAGCGUGCCAAAAGAUGGUCUUUGAGUUAUUUUCUAAGGUGCCACUUUUGGUUGGAAGGUUUACAAGAAGCAAAACUAAGGAAGACCGCUCUGGCCUGAAAGAAGAAUUUCGCCAAGAAUUCAGCAAGCUUGAGGAGGUCCUGACCAAUAAGAAGACAACCUUCUUUGGUGGCAAUUCAAUUUCUAUGAUUGAUUACCUCAUCUGGCCUUGGUUUGAACGGUUGGAAGCACUGGAGUUAAAUGAGUGUAUAGACCACACUCCGAAACUUAAGCUCUGGGUGGCAGCCAUGCGGAAAGAUCCCACAGUGUCAGCCCUCAUCACUGAUGGGAAGACCUUUCAAGGUUUCUUAAAUCUCUACUUGCAGAACAGCGUGGAGGCCUGUGACUACGGGCUCUGAUGGGUGCAGGAGUCAACAAUGAAAAUAUAUCUGAUGCUUUCCUUCACGAAUGGGAAUAAAAACAUGCUUUUAUCUUAA
Molecule: messenger RNA, 920 nt
Organism: Pipistrellus kuhlii (Kuhl's pipistrelle)
Lineage: Eukaryota; Metazoa; Chordata; Mammalia; Chiroptera; Vespertilionidae
Gene: GSTO1
Product: glutathione S-transferase omega 1
Exons: 6
Coding region: 117-842 (241 amino acids)
Biological process (GO): glutathione metabolic process; L-ascorbic acid metabolic process
Cellular component (GO): cytoplasm
Molecular function (GO): glutathione transferase activity; glutathione dehydrogenase (ascorbate) activity
Source: RefSeq, a predicted model, not a curated record